AUGACCGAUAGACAUUUUUCUCCACAACAGGGGCUUGUGCCUCAAUCAUCGCUCCCGGAGGAGCUCAACUCCAGUUCGAUGGUCCAAAGAGGGGGCGUAAGUAUGCCAAGACAACAACAACAACAACAACAACAACAAAAGGAAGAAGAAGAACAGGAGAACUCGGGACUGGCUGUUUCCGAGGAAGAAUUCCGGAUGGUGCAGGAGCUGCAAGCAAUUCAAGCGGGCCAUGAACAAAUAGAUCUGCCGACAAAUAAUCGAGGGUCGCUCGAAGGCGAAGACAAUGACGAUAGUGAUGGCGCGGACGAUGACGACGAGGAGUACGAUGUAUUCAAAAAUGUAGGUCAAGGGUUGGUAGGCCAUUAUAGAGAGAUAAUGAUACGUUACUGGCAAGAAUUGAUCAACGAGAUUGAGUCCACGAACGAACCUGGCUCGGAACAUCAAGACGACUUCAAAUCACACUCGCUACCUUUUGCAAGGAUUCGGAAAGUUAUGAAGACGGACGAGGACGUCAAGAUGAUUAGUGCGGAGGCCCCCAUCAUCUUUGCCAAAGCCUGUGAGAUCUUCAUCACAGAAUUGACCAUGCGGGCUUGGUGCGUGGCAGAAAGAAACAAAAGGCGUACUCUGCAGAAGGCAGAUAUCGCAGAGGCCCUACAAAAGAGUGACAUGUUUGACUUCCUUAUCGAUGUUGUUCCCAGAAGACCACUUCCUCAGUGA
Saccharomyces kudriavzevii IFO 1802 is the source of this 717-nucleotide messenger RNA. It is a transcript of the gene HAP5, whose product is annotated as Hap5p. Gene Ontology annotation, molecular function: DNA-binding transcription activator activity, RNA polymerase II-specific; DNA binding; protein heterodimerization activity. Lineage: Eukaryota; Fungi; Ascomycota; Saccharomycetes; Saccharomycetales; Saccharomycetaceae. The transcript has a single exon. Gene Ontology annotation, biological process: regulation of DNA-templated transcription. The record is from RefSeq and is a predicted model, not a curated record. Gene Ontology annotation, cellular component: nucleus; CCAAT-binding factor complex. Bases 1 to 717 code for a protein of 238 amino acids.